Messenger RNA from Lodderomyces orthopsilosis Co 90-125, 1776 nucleotides. It is a transcript of the gene PGA45, whose product is annotated as Pga45p. The transcript has a single exon. Lineage: Eukaryota; Fungi; Ascomycota; Pichiomycetes; Serinales; Debaryomycetaceae. The coding region runs from base 1 to 1776 and encodes 591 amino acids. The record is from RefSeq and is a predicted model, not a curated record.
AUGUAUCUAACUAACAUAUUUAUCACAUUGUUUUGUCUAUUCACAUCAUUGGUUCAUUGUAUACCCACGUCACCAAUUCCACAAGGUGCGGAACUCUCUAUAAGAGAAGAAUUGGAUCAACUCGUUGAAUCGAAUUGGGAUUCAAACGAUGCUAGUUUAUACUAUGACUUGAUAGAUAUGUUUAGCGAUGAAGAUUUACUUCACAAAAGAGAAGACGACGAUGACAAUCUUCAAAAUACAAUCAACUAUGUCCUUGAAAAACUCAAUUCAUCAGGUAUCAUUUGGGAAUUAUUGGAUGCUAUUGCUGACCAUCCAGAAAGAAUUGACUACUUGGCUAACUUGACUUCAUCUUUACUUGGUGGUAUGAAUAUUACCAUUAACGUUGGCGAUAUCUUGAGCGGCGAUAGUGCUUUGUCUUCAUUGACUCAAUUCAUCAAUGUCACUGCUAUUGUUGAUGCGGUUAUGGAUAGUGGAUUGGUUACUUCAUUGGCAGAUGGUCUUUUGUUGGAUUCUAAUUUUAGACCAAGAUUGGCUGAUAUCAUUAAUAGAGUUGUGUGGUCACAGAGAGAUGUGUUGUUAUACAUUUUCGGCUCAGUUUUCCAAAAGAGAGAUCAUUUGUUUAGAAGAGCAGAAGUUGAUGAUCAAGAUAUUAGUGUUUGGCUGAGUUUGCUUAGAGCUGCUGAAGGUGAAGUUUCUGGAUCUACAACAACUACUAGUUCAGCAACAGCAAAUCCUUCUUCGUUUACAAUUGAUCCAAAUGUUUUGUCAUCAAUCUUGAACUUGAAUUCUCAGGUCGCCCAAACACAAUCAUCUAGCUCCUCUACUCAAAGAGCAACUUCAUCGGCCUCAAGAGCAACUUCAUCGGCCUCAAGAGCAACUUCAUCAGCUUCAAGAUCCACUAAUUCAGCAUUAGUUGCUUCAGCUUCAUCUGCUUUAUCUGCUUUGGCUUCCCCAUCAACAACUAGAUCAUCUAGUUCAAACUCGAGCACUACUUCUUCCUCAUCACGUGCGGUUGCAACAACUACUUCUUCACGUUCAACUUCAUCAAGUUCAAGUGAAUAUAGUGGAAGUUUGGGUGAAUUUGUUGAAAAUGCAGCCGGAACCGUUUUGGGAUCAAAUAUUGUUGGUACUGUCGCAACUGAUGUUUUAAAUGCUUUAAAUGAUACCGGUUUUGCUGUUUACUUUGUCAAGAGAUUUUUGUCUGAUGAUGCAUAUGUCAAUAUGACAGCAGCACUCGCCAAUUCGUUGUUGUCUUCUGGUACUAUCAGUAUCGACUUGAGUAGUGUUAAUGUUACCAGUCUCAUUGAUCAAGUUUUGGGUGAUCCAUCUACAAUUAUUGGUGCUGUCAGUGGUUUAUUGAGUGGUAACUCGAGUGCCCUCUCUGGCACUUUGGGUAAAUACUCUGGUGCUAUUCAAUCCCUUAUUGGUGACAUUGAAGCUACUGGUUUAUUUGCUAGAUUGAAUAAUUAUAUCUUUGGUGACUCAAGUAGUAGCAGCACAGCCACCCAAACCUCACCCACCCAAACCUCAGCCAGAUCUACAUCAUCAAGUGCUAGAAGAGAGGUUGUUUCCGCUAGUGCCACUACAACUUCCAAAUCGUCUGUUGAAAAGAAAUUAGAAACUAGUGUUGUUGCCAGUGUGUCACCCACAAAUAGUGCUGUUUCUCGUUCGUCAAACAGCUCCAAUGAUGCAUCGGGUGUAGCUGGGAAUGCAUUCACCAUGAAGGCAUUGUUCUUUACUCAGGCUGUUUUACUCAUUGGUGUUUUUGCUUUCUGA